GUUCGCACUUUGCACAUACGAUGACAGUCACCAACUAUACCAAAACCCCAAGAAAAAGCUAACUAAGCAAGUAAGCAACUAAAAUUCAUUCACCAUUUGUUCGUUGCAGAAUUCGUUGAAGACGAUGAAGCCUGGUGCGUCCUCUCUUGUGACUUUGCUUUCUCUUCUCCUUGCGCUUUCUGGGCUCUGCGUCUUGGGAUCUCGCAUGGUGGAAGAGCACCACGACAACAUCAUUCGGAUGAAGCUCGGAGGGCUUCGUGACUUCCACUACGACGCCGUUUCGAACCACGCUGAAAUCGAAAGCCUCGCUCGUUUCGCAAUUCAAGAACACAACAACAAAGAGAAUGGCCUUCUUGAGUUUGCAAAGGUAUUGAAGGCAAAAGAGCAGGUAGUAGCGGGUAAGAUAUAUUUUCUUACACUUGAAGCAAUUGAUGGAGGAAAGAAGAAGUUAUAUGAAGCCAAAAUUUGGGUGAAGCCAUGGAUGAACUUCAAGCAGUUGCAGGAAUUCAGGCAAAUUCAUGCUAUCACUCCCUUUAAGAGUUCAGACCUUGGCGUUCAGCAAGAAGGACACAAUCUGGGAUGGCAUGAAGUGCCAACUCUUGAUCCUGAGAUCAUAGACGCUGCCAGUUAUGCUGUAAAGUCCAUUGCGCUAAGAUCCAACUCUUUGUCUCCAUAUGAACUUCUGGAGAUUGUUCUGGCCAGGGCCAAGGUAGUUGAAGAUUAUGUGAAAUUAAACUUGCUUCUAAGGUUUUAUGUUAGCUGGAUGAAACAAGAUUCUCCCUGAAUUCGGUAGCUAUCUUUGUUUAAUUUAUGUAAAUGGAGUGACACUUCUCUUACCACUAGGACGAAAAGUGUUGUGUGUAGUGUAUUAUACAUUAUAGGAACUAGUUAAUACAUAUAAAACAUGCCUUUAAUACUUUGAUGUAAAUAAUAAAUGCAUAAUGUGGCUUGCCGUGUAAA
Arachis duranensis is the source of this 960-nucleotide messenger RNA. Its product is annotated as cysteine proteinase inhibitor 7. Lineage: Eukaryota; Viridiplantae; Streptophyta; Magnoliopsida; Fabales; Fabaceae. The record is from RefSeq and is a predicted model, not a curated record. Gene Ontology annotation, molecular function: cysteine-type endopeptidase inhibitor activity.